AUGCGGCUGAAGGUCCUUCUUCUGGGGGCAUUUGUAUCCCAGAUCGAGGCGGCCCAAUCGAAUGUAUCAUAUACGGAACUUUACCGUCCUCAGUACCAUUACACCCCGGCGCGAAACUGGAUUAAUGACCCCAAUGGUCUGGUGUAUGCUGAUGGUACCUACCAUAUGUAUUACCAGUAUAAUCCAGGUGGGGACACUUGGGGAGCAAUGUCCUGGGGCCAUGCCUCCAGUAAGGAUCUUACUCAUUGGAAGGAACAGCCUGUUGCGCUUCUCGCGCGAGGAUAUCCCGAUAAUAUUACCGAAAUGUUUUUCUCUGGAAGUGUCGUCAUCGACCAAAACAAUACCAGUGGCUUUGGUAACAAGGGAGAUGCUCCAUGGGUCGCCAUGUAUACAUCCUAUUACCCGUUACAGCAAGUCUUGCCUAGUGGGAAGCAAGUUCGCGACCAACAGCAAGCGCAGUCCAUUGCCUAUAGCCUCGAUCAUGGGGCAACGUGGACUACCUACGAUGAGCACAACCCUAUCAUCUUAGAUCCGCCUGCUCCAUACCAGGACCAGUAUCUUGACUUCCGGGAUCCUAAUAUCUUUUGGUAUCAACCUAUUAAAAAAUGGGUGGCUGUUAUCUCGCUUGCAAAACUUCAUAAGCUCCUUAUAUAUACAUCCCCAAAUCUCAGGCAAUGGAGCUUGGAGAGUGAGUUUGGGCCUUUCAAUGCUGUUGGAGGUGUGUGGGAGUGUCCGAAUCUUUUCCCGCUGCCUCUCGAUGGAGAUGAAUCAAAGGUCAAAUGGGUCGCUAUUGUUGGUCUCAAUCCUGGAGGCCCUCCUGGGACUGUUGGUUCGGGAAUCCAGUACUUUGUGGGUGACUUCAACGGGUCAACAUUUACGCCGGACUUAAACAGUAUCCAUGGUGGGGAUAAAGAUUCAGAGAGAACCCGUUCUUUUGCCAACUCUCCCGCCACGGAUGAUAACGCAAACUGGUUGGACUGGGGCCCAGACUUCUACGCCGCUCAAGCUUACAAUGGCCUCCCCCAGGAUCAACGGACGAUCAUCUCCUGGAUGAAUAACUGGCAGUACGGGGCGACAAUACCAACAAGCCCUUGGCGCAGUGCAAUGUCCAUUCCUCGUCAACUUUCGUUGAAAACAAUCGAUCAGAAGAUAGCAGUGGUUCAAGAGCCUAAAGAAAGCUGGAAGGCUAUUACUGAGGCUGGAAACGUAUCAACAGUCCCUUCCGUGACUGGUGUCCACAGACUGGGCGAGAUCGGGAAAGCAGUCGACAUUCAGUUAACUUUCCCCAGCAGGGAGGCAGCAACCAAUGGAAGCUCGGAGUUUGGAAUCAUUGUUCGAGCCUCUGAGGAUUUCAGUCAGCAGACACGAGUAGGAUAUGACUUCGCCACCCAGCAGGUGUUCAUCAAUCGAACGAUAUCGGGAGACGUCUCAUUUGACAGCACAUUCGCAAGUGCUUACUAUGCUCCUCUUUCCCCAGCCACAGAUAACACUGUAACCUUGCAUAUCUUUGUUGAUUGGUCAAGUGUGGAGGUCUUUGGGGGUCAAGGACAAACCACCAUCACAACACAAAUCUUUCCUUCUGACAAUGCCACAUAUGCGCAGCUUUUCUCUACUGGGGGGAGCACUAACAAUGUCCAACUUAGUAUAAGCAAAGUACGUUCUACGUGGACAUAG
Molecule: messenger RNA, 1674 nt
Organism: Talaromyces rugulosus
Lineage: Eukaryota; Fungi; Ascomycota; Eurotiomycetes; Eurotiales; Trichocomaceae
Exons: 2
Coding region: 1-1674 (557 amino acids)
Biological process (GO): sucrose catabolic process
Molecular function (GO): sucrose alpha-glucosidase activity
Source: RefSeq, a predicted model, not a curated record